CGCCAUCAACGUUUAGCAGCACAUGUUGGCCACGAAAAAAUGUAAACAAAAAUAUAAAAUAAUGCGAAUCAACGAAAAGUGUCGAAUUAUUGGUAAACGCGUAAUUCUUGUACCUUAUAAAGAAAGUCAUGUAAGUAGAUAUCAUUCAUGGAUGAUGUCAGAAGAACUGCAGGAACUAACAGCCUCGGAGCCCUUGACCCUGGAAGAGGAAUACCAGAUGCAGAGGAGCUGGCAUGUUGACGAGGAUAAAUGUACUUUCAUAGUCUUAGAUAAAGUUAAACGUCAGCAAGAAGGAACAACUGAAGAAGAUUGUAUGUGUGGUGAUGUGAACCUGUUUUUAAAUGAUCAAGAUGACAGAAGUACAGCAGAAGUUGAGAUCAUGAUCGCAGAGAAAUUAUGUAGAGGCAAAGGAUUUGGAAAGGAAGCAUUGUUGCUCAUGAUGCAAUAUGGUGUGGAGAAGCUAGACAUUAAGAAGUAUACAGCAAAAAUUGGUUCAAAAAAUACACCAAGUCAGGAGAUGUUUAAGAAGUUAGGCUUCAAACAGGUUUCAUUCAGUGAAGUCUUUCAAGAAGUUACCCUAGAGUUUGGCCUUGAGGCUGCUGAAAGAGGCCAGCUAAAAGACUCAACAAAACACAUGGAAAUUUUAGAAGAUUACAUAGAGAAAAGGUGACAUCUAAAAUUCAAACCAAGGUGUCAUAACAGAGAUGUAAAUCAGAUCUUGGUGAGAAUACGUAGGCACCGCAUAACACAGCAGGGAAAAGAAGACAAUUAUUUCAUCAGGGAACUAUGCUUUGAAAGUAAACAUUUAUAGUCUGAGAUUGAUAUUUCUCAAGUGUCUAUGCUUCUAACUUACUCCAUCUGUGCUGGGGCUAAGUAGUUUUGGGAACCCUGUGAGGAACCUUGAAACUCACGUCAGGGAAUAUCCGGCACCGCUACAGCUUCAAUUUUGAAGAAGCCGCAUCAGAAAGAUUUAGUAGGAGACAAAUGUAACUCCCAUAGAAUGCACAUAAUGCAUAUUUAUAUUCUACGCACAGGCAGGGCGGCAGUGUUUUUAUUCUAAAUGCGUUUGGCCUAGCCAAUAAAUUUACUAAUAAUAAUAAUAGUAGUGUAGUUUUAUAUAGCACACAUGUCCAUCUAAUGCAAGAUGCUCAGGGCGCUUGUUAUGUGGACUAGGAACUCGAUCAUUGACUUUCUUCGCCCCUAAGAGUCCCUUCGUGUCUGUGCUACCUGGUAACCCGGUACCAGAAACUCUCGUCGUCCACCACUGCUUACUGCUUAUGAACUAUAGAAUUAUCUCUUUAUUAUUGAUUUGGAAGGAGUAAUUGUUUGUUACUUUAAUCAGAGUAGGCUUGUAUUUUACUUAAAAGAUGUAUUGUCCCUUGCUAAUGUCAAAAAAUCAUAAAAAAUAAUUUUGAAAUAAACUUGUUCAUAUUGCAUUAGCAUACAAAUUAUUAACUUGUGCAUAAAAAUUAAUGAAUUUAAAAUAUG
Anneissia japonica is the source of this 1488-nucleotide messenger RNA. Its product is annotated as N-acetyltransferase 9-like. Bases 23 to 670 code for a protein of 215 amino acids. Gene Ontology annotation, biological process: protein acetylation. The record is from RefSeq and is a predicted model, not a curated record. NCBI's taxonomy places the organism in Eukaryota, Metazoa, Echinodermata, Crinoidea, Comatulida, Comatulidae. The transcript is spliced from 7 exons. Gene Ontology annotation, molecular function: N-acetyltransferase activity.